UUAUCUUUCACAUUGUAAAAAAAAAAAAAAUCUGUAUCCUUUUCAUUUAUUAAAAUAAAAUAAAAUGAAAUUUACAAAGUUUUUAAUUACAAUUAUUUUCAUAAUUAUUAAAUUAAAACAAUUGGAUGGACAUGGCGCUCUAAUGGAUCCCGUGAAUAGAAAAAGCGCAUGGAGAAAAGGUUUUCCCACACCAGAAGAAUAUACGGACAAUGAAAAUUUUUGCGGUGGUAGAGAUGUUCAACAUUUGAUAAAUAAUGGUAAAUGUGGAAUAUGUGGCGAUGAUUAUCGAUUACCAAUUCCGAGACCAAGUGAAAAUACUGGAGAAUAUGGACUUGGAAUUAUUGUUCAAACUUAUUAUUCGGGCGAAGUGAUAAAUACAAUAACAAAUCUCACAGCUUCGCAUAAAGGUGCUUUUAAAUUUUCUCUCUGUCCAUUGGAAACGUCAAAACAAUUGGAAAAAGAAGAAUGUUUCAUGCCACUAAAAUUAGCUGACGGCACAAAUCAAUAUGAAAUUGGAGAAAGUCCGGCAGGAAUUUUUCAAGCACAAGUUAAACUUCCCGAUCAAUUGACUUGCAAAAAUUGUGUUUUUCGAUGGGAAUACAUAACAGGAAACACUUGGGGUGAUUGCAAUGGUACAAGUGAGAAAAAUGAUUGCGCCCCUCAAGAAACAUUUCGAGGAUGUUCGGAUAUUACUGUUAUAUAGAAAAAAAAAAAUUUCUUUUAGAAAAAAAUUUAUUAACUGCAAUUAUAAUUUUUAUAUUACUAUUUUUAAAAUAAAAAAAAAAAAUUUUUUUAAU
Molecule: messenger RNA, 797 nt
Organism: Leptopilina boulardi
Lineage: Eukaryota; Metazoa; Arthropoda; Insecta; Hymenoptera; Figitidae
Exons: 3
Coding region: 65-703 (212 amino acids)
Source: RefSeq, a predicted model, not a curated record